Messenger RNA from Zootoca vivipara (common lizard), 6671 nucleotides. It is a transcript of the gene MYRFL, whose product is annotated as myelin regulatory factor like. Gene Ontology annotation, cellular component: nucleus; endoplasmic reticulum membrane. Gene Ontology annotation, biological process: positive regulation of DNA-templated transcription; protein autoprocessing. NCBI's taxonomy places the organism in Eukaryota, Metazoa, Chordata, Lepidosauria, Squamata, Lacertidae. The record is from RefSeq and is a predicted model, not a curated record. Gene Ontology annotation, molecular function: DNA-binding transcription factor activity; sequence-specific DNA binding.
GCGACAUCUCGAACCGGGACUGAUCAUCAAGAAAUAGCUGCAUCUUUAGCUUUUUAAAAAGGAAAGGAAAAGCAAGAAAUCUGAUCACACCUCCAUUUAUGGAAGUUACCUUAGCUAUACAUAGACAACAUGCAGGGGAAGGAGAGGCAAGAGAUAAGCAACCUUUGUUGCCUUCUUUAUUGCACACAUGCUACAUAGCAGAGGGAAUUAAAGGGUAAAGGUCCUUAAGGAAGGAAACUCUUACUGGGAUCAGCUUUACGUAGGGAAAAUACAUGUUUUGGUCCUAAAGUUAUUGUAGGAUCUUUAUUUGGUGCCGAAACCCUCAAAUCUGACCAGGAGCUCAUUUGCAAAAGUCCUGGAUUCUCUCCAGCACACGUAGCCUGUGUGUUUUGACAAGAAUGAAGGAGAUCUUUUUUGGACAUAUUGACAGCCCUCUGAAAAGGUGCAAGCUCUCCGUAACUAGCUGAGCAAGUCUGAACACUCACAAAGUGGUUUGGGGUGCAAACUGCCUCCUCCUCCUCGUCCAUGGAUGUUGUGGGUGAAAAUGAGGCUCUUCAACAGUUCUUCGAAGGGCAAGAUGUGCAGAGAGCAUUGGAGAAUGCAUUGGUAGAUACACGUCUGCUGGAAGAAUUCAUAGACAGUGAUUUUGAAUCGUUUGGAAGCCUGCAAAACAAGCUACCAGACUCCCCGCCAGAUUCAGGAUCAGAGCCCUGCUCUCCACCACAGACCAAAGUCGCAUAUUAUGACAUUUCAUACCCUACCGGGUUGCGACCUUCAGCAUCUCUCCCUUCUGUAGGGUCCACCAAUAAGUUUCCUUGCAACUUUUUUGAGACUGCUUGUAAGACAAAUGCUAUCGGACAAGCGUGCGGUACACACCAAGACUUCAGGCUGAAGACAGGCAAUGCUCCAACUCCCUGGAAUAACUCCACGCCAUCAAAUAAUCAUGCUUUAAAUGGCUCCCCGUUAAGACCCUCUCACAACCCCAGUCUUUCCUUGGUAUCUAAAAAGAGAAAGCACUCUGAGAUGUUGGAGGCCCCUCUAGAAUUUCAAACAUGGUCUGGCAAUGUUGGACAAAUGACUGUAAAGGAUUCUUCUCCUGACAUGCAAGAGUAUGACAGUGGUGUGCAGAACGUAGCGUCUGUUGAAAAACCCUAUCCGUCCCUCGCCUGGCAACCAUAUUGGAUAUCUCCCUGGAGCAGCCUGUUCAACCAUAAUUAUGAAAAGCUCCCAGAUGUGGGAUAUUACAUUGUUACAAACAAAGGAUUUAAUUUUUCAACAGCAGAUAGCGCUUUUGUUUGUCAGAAGAAAAAUCAUUUCCAGAUAACAGUCUACAUUCGAGUGGUUGGACACCCAAAAUUCGUCAAAACCCAUUUUGGGCUGAAGCCGGUAGAAAAGUUUUACUUGAAAACUUUUGGUAUUAAGAUGGAAGCUCCCAAUCAAGUAAUCACCAUUGAGCAAUCUCAACCUGAUCGAAGCAAAAAACCUUUCUACCCUGUUCAUGUUGAUCUGCCAGGAGACCAGGUGACCAAAGUAACCUUGGCACGAUUGCACUUUAGUGAAACAACAGCCAAUAAUAUGAGGAAGAAAGGAAAACCUAACUCUGACCAAAGGUACUUCAUGUUAGUUGCUGGGUUGUACGCCGUCAGUCAAGACCAGCCUUAUUUGGUGGCUGCUCAUGUUUCAGAAAGGAUCAUUGUCAGGGCCUCUAACCCUGGACAGUUUGAGAAUGACAGCGAUACGCUCUGGCAGCGAGGACAUGUUCCUGAAACCGUCGUAUGCCACGGUCGAGUGGGAAUUAACACAGACGCACCAGAUGAAGCCCUGGUUGUCUGUGGAAACAUGAAAGUUAUGGGAGCAGUCAUGCAUCCAUCUGACAGGCGAGCCAAACAGAAUAUCCAGGAGGUUGAUACGCAUGAGCAGCUGAGAAGAAUAGCGCAGAUGCGGCUGGUUGAAUACGACUACAAGCCCGAGUUUGCAUCCGUUAUGGGGAUUAACCAGAUCCACGAAACAGGAGUAAUUGCCCAGGAAGUUCAGGAACUUCUGCCAAGAGCCGUGAGAGACACUGGAGACUUAACAUGUGAAAAUGGAGAAAAAGUGGAUCAUUUCCUCAUGGUUGAUAAGGAUCAAAUUUUCAUGGAGAAUGUGGGCGCAGUGAAGCAGCUUUGCAAAUUAACAAACAACCUUGAAGUCCGGAUAGAAGAGUUAGAAGCGUGGAAUAAAAAACUAGCUAGACUGAAACAGAUAAACAGCUUGAAGUCAACGACACCCAGUGAAAAGAAUACAAGAAGGAUUUUUAGCCAAGCUACUCCUCGUUUACCACCAAGAAAAUCAGCUCCCAUAAAGAUGUGUUCUCCAGAGAAAAACCAGUCAUGGUCCAGCUCCAGGAUCUUCCAGAUAACUGUGAUUGCUUUGGUUGCAGUUAUGGCAGUCUGUGUUCUGUCGAUAGCCACCAUUUAUGUCCUUAGCAUACCCGACCCAGUCAUGGCCAGUUCUACAAACAGCAAUUCAACAAGUCUGAUAACACUCCCUCCACCCACCACUUUGACAGUGACCAGAUACAGCACAAUGUCUUCAAGCCCAAAACCUACUGGCGUCAUUCCUGAAGUGAAUUUUUGUGGCAUUUUACCUUGUCGGGAAACUUACUGCUGUCCAAGUCAUCAAACAGUAAGAAAAGACCUACAUUAUCAGAAGGUGAAGGCAAAAGAACAUAGAACGAAAAGGAAAGUACUGUCAGGGGAAAACUGGUUUGAGAAGCCUGACCUUGGAAAUGACUGGACUGACACAUCAAUCAUCUCUAUGCAGAUCUUAGAGACACAACAAAAAAUAGAUCGCCGUUAUUGUCGCAAAAACCUGCAGUGUGGGUCUGGAAAUUAUAGUUACAUUGUUCCCAUUAACAAACACACACCUGUCAUGGUGAAAAUCUCUCUGGAAAUCAAUACAACGGAACCACUCAUUAUCUUUCAAUGCAAAAUCACCUUUGGGAAGUCUUGCUUUCGUCUUCCACAACAAACCCGUCAAAAGAGGGAACCCUUUCCAGAAACUACACAGGGAUUCCAUCAUAUUUGGUAUCUCCCUGUAAGCUCGUUCCAUGACAGUGCUUACCAUUUUCGUGUUGCUGCUCCAGAUCUUGCAGACUGUUCAACGGAUCCUAACUAUGCUGGGAUAUAUUUCACUGAUUACUUCUUCUAUUUCUAUCGGAACUGCAUCUGAAAGGAUGGCUUUAACUCUCCCUGAAAAAGAUGGGGAAUUUUUUAGUGCUGCUGAGAGCUUGUUUGCCGCAUUAAUUCUUCCUGGCAAACACUUAAUGAACUUCUGUUUUAUCCCCUUGUUUUGGGAAUAUCAAAUGGGAGUAAAUAAAACUGAAGCAUUUUGUUGUUUUGUGAGGUCUUCAUAGAAGCUGCUAGUAAAACUGUGUGGUUGCUGAUGAUUCAAAGGCAAGCACAUGAGCUGACUUCAGUUUAAGCUGAUUUCCCGCAGUAAGACACAAUUGGCUUAAAUCCAACUAUCUGUCUGAUCUAGUUUGUGGACUGGGCUGUAAUCAUUCAUUCUAAUGGUGCAAUAGAGUAACAGAGUAAUUGGACGGAAACAAUCUUAUUUUGCAGAGCCUCUCGGCAUGUUUAACUGCCCCCCUAACCAAAGGGAAAAAACAAUUGGAUUUCUAAUGGGAUUUGUGCUCCAUACACAAUACUGUGCUCUUGCAACCCACACUAAUCAAUUGGAGGGGAACGGGGAAAGCUACCAUGUUAACCAAAUGACUUUUUCUUAUGUCACCUAUAAAUGCGCUUUGUAUGAAUGUAUCGUGAGCUGAUACUGUUACAGGCCUCUCCCAAUAGUAUAAGCACCCCACUUACAUGCGUGUAAGGUUGCCAGGUGUCCACUAUUUGAGCGGACAGUCCGCUUUUUUCACAUUAUGUUCACUAUUUCCCCCCACAAAAUAGUGGACAUUUUUUUUUUAUUCCAAAGCUUUAUGAUGAAAUGGUACGUAAUCUAAAGCUGUACAAUCUAAGAGAACAAGGAUAGGAGAAUCACGUUUUGUCUUUUUUUUCAUAAGUGAGAAUGAGACAAUUGUUUCACAAGACAUUUAAAAAAUGGGGGGGGGGGGAGGCGCCUCUUGCCAGAGUUCUGCCCCGCCUGUUCCUGACUCGCGGGGAGAACAAAAGGGAGAGGCGCGAAAGAAAAAGACGCCCCUUCCUGUUCUUGACGCGCAGGAGCAGCAGCAAACCAGCUACCGGUAGAGGUGCGAGGGGAAAAGGUGGGCUUGGAGGAGACUUGCCCGAUGACCUGAGGGAGCGAGAUCCUUGCCCCAAGGAUCACCUCCCUAAUACAGGAAUGGUAAGAAGGAACCCCUGUUGGGAACUUGGGUAGCUUUGCCCCAAGGAUCCCUAAGAAGCAUAGAAUUGUAGAGUUGUUGGAAGGGACCACGAGGAUCAUCUAGUCCAACCCCCCUGCAAUGCAGGAAUGGAACCCAUGGGGGCUCGAAACCCAUGACCCUAAGAUUAAGUGGACUUUGUAUAUUUUUUAAUAUUUUGCAACGUUGUUCUGAAAUUAAAGAAUUAUUCCUUAAACACAAAGAAUUGAUCAAAGCUGCGCAGUCAAAUAAAAAAUACACACGACAGCAAAGUAAAAUGUAAUCUAAUAUUUUACAUACUUAUUUGAUGUUUUGAAUUUAAAGUAAAGUUUUGGAGUGAUUAUUUUAAUACGUGUUAAAAUGUUUGCGAGAAAAUAUUUAAUUUAAUUUAAUUUAAACCCCCAACCCCACUUGUCUGCUACUUUUUUGGAAGCAGACCUGGCAACCCUACAUGCGUGACUACACACGCACAUGUGGUGCUGGGAAAUAAAUAAAUAAUUCAAUUCAAACCUGGAAAUGGCAGGAGAGAGCUGGUGAGCCCUCAUGGCUUGCAAGGAGACCCUCCCUGGAGCCUGACGAGGAUGUCAUUGAGGGUGGAGCAACCCCUGAAGAGACUGGGGGGGGCCUUGUUUAGGCUGCUCAGCCUCCCCACCUAACAGCUGAUGUGUGGGGCAGCAUGGCAGCUGCAGUCACUUCCCCACGCCUCCUCCAGCCAGCCCCAGAGCGUCAAUUCUAGGUCUUCAAUUGUUGGAUACAGUGUUUUUGGUCUAGACUGGAGAGGGAACAGCAGAGAGGGUAUUUAGAUGAGCUCCCCACUUACGUGAUUUUCGCUUAUGUGCACGGGGAUCCAGAGCGUAACUUCCGUGUAAGUGGAGAGGGGGGAUGUCUGUGCAGUCACAAUGUUGUUGUUGUUUAGUCGUUUAGUCGUGUCCGACUCUUCGUGACCCCAUGGACCAUAGCACGCCAGGCACUCCUGUCUUCCACUGCCUCCCACAGUUUGGUCAAACUCAUGUUCGUAGCUUCGAGAACACUGUCCAGCCAUCUCGUCUUCUGUCGUCUCCUUCUCCUUGUGCCCUCAAUCUUUCCCAGCAUCAGGGUCUUUUCCAGGGAGUCUUCUCUUCUCACGAGGUGGCCAAAGUAUUGGAGCCUCAACUUCAGGAUCUGUCCUUCCAGUGAGCCCUCAGGGCUGAUUUCCUUCAGUCACAAUACUCAUAUCUAAAUAUGAGUAUUCACAAUACUCAUAUCUAAAUAUGAAUGUUUUGAUAGGCCAGAGUAAUUUUACAUGGGCAACCAGGCCAUGGCAGCACAAAUGAUGCAUGUACAGCCCAUGUUAAAAAAACCAAAACAUCAUAUUUUUUGUGGGUGCUGAAAAGCCCAUUCCUAAAUCUACAAAACAAACAUUUGAUAGUACAGUAUUGGGUGAAAGGGUCCUGUUUUGUGUUGUGUCCUCUGUGGAAACAUAUUUUUACAGAAUUCGAGCUCUGCAUGGGUUUUUGGCAAUUUUAGUGGUUUGUGGAGGUUCUACACACCUUGCUGUCAGGGCUGUUAGUGCAGGCCUGCAGCAGAAGAGAGGAAGAAGAAGAGUUUGGAUUUGAUAUCCCGCUUUAUCACUACCCGAAGGAGUCUCAAAGCGGCUAACAUUCUCCUUUCCCUUCCUCCCCCACAACAGACACCCUGUGAGGUGGGUGGGGCUGAGAGACUUCAGAGAAGUGUGACUAGCCCAAGGUCACCCAGCAGCUGCAUGUGGAGGAGCGGGGAAGCGAACCCGGCUUCCCAGAUUACGAGUCUACCACUCUUAACCACUACACCACAUUGGCUCAGCAGGGUUUCUUUCUAGGCCAGGGAAAGAUGGAUUAUGCUUGAGGGGACAGCGCACAGUUAAUUCACUCUGUAUGAAUAAAACACAAUCCUGACCCACUUUAUUCCCAGUUACUAGUUACUAGAGAAUUGACAGAAUUGCAGAAACGUGUGUGUGUGUGUGUGUGUGUGUGUGUGUGUGUGUGUAUCUUCAUCUUCACACACAAACACACACACAAAGUAAAUCCAUGUGGGGUAAAAAUUACAGCCUUUUAUUUCUCUCUGGCUUAAAUCCAGAGAGCAUGCGCAUCUCCUGACAGUUGGCUAUAGUUUCCGUUUGUUAAGAAGGAGCAGCAAUGAAAUUGCAUUCGCUUUGCAGGGUCAUCAUCUUUGUAUUUUACAUAGCGAAUUCACAUCAUACAUGUAAAGCACAUUUAAUGCACAUUUAAAACCCUCCUGCAAAGAAUCCUGGGAACUGUAGUUUUAAAGGGGCUGGGAAUUAUAGCUCUGUGAUGGGUGAAUUACA